Messenger RNA from Lachancea sp. 'fantastica', 513 nucleotides. The record is from the annotation of a GenBank genome assembly. NCBI's taxonomy places the organism in Eukaryota, Fungi, Ascomycota, Saccharomycetes, Saccharomycetales, Saccharomycetaceae.
AUGUAUGCUAAUGUCACAUCACAAUAUACGAAACACUUUUUUCAAAAAGUUUCAAUCAAGAAUAUCUAUAGAUAUCAGCUAAAAGCUACAAUCCCAACGGUGCCAAAUACCUCGAGAAGCGAUCCAGUCAGCGGAUUCAUCACAUUUGUUAACCGUUGCAACACAAUGAGCAACUUUCGUUUCCCUGUUAAAGUCAAACUGCCUUCAACUUUCCUCAAUGCCCGAGUGAUCAGAGACAACUUCAAGAGACAGCAGGUUGCAGAACAUGAAGUGACAACCAAGGCUUUAAAAUACAUAGCCAGAAACACAACCUUACCGCCAAGAGCAAGACUGGAGGCCCAGCUGCGUUUGAGCACUAUGCCCAACUACACAAGGAUGUCUCAGGUGAGAAAUAGAUGUGUGGAAACGGGCCAUGCCAGAGCUGUGUUGAGCGACUUCAGACUGUGUAGAACGCAGUUUAGAGAGAUGGCCAGAAACGGCAGUCUGCCGGGCGUCAAGAAAGGUGUGUGGUAG